ACGUCUAAACCAAUGAAAGCCCAACAAACAAUAUUUACCUCCUCUCCACGCUUAAUGCGUGAGCCGGCGAAGAAACAGCACCUGAAUAGUGACGACGCCUUAUAAGAGAUGAACCAUCUCGUUCGUAAAAGCUCCGUCGGUUACUCCGCCUUGAGGUCCGUCACGUACCUCCGUCAAUCGUCCGAUACCUUUCCUCCUCCGAUUUUCUCCGCCGCCGCAUCAACUGUUCGCCACUUCACCUCCGCCGGCUAUCCUUCCAACAGUUUUCAAUUAACGCCGCCGGUGAAUUGGGGAAUCCGGAUAGUUCCGGAGAGGAAGGCGUUUGUGAUUGAGCGAUUUGGUAAAUACGCUAAGACGUUGCCGUCGGGGAUUCAUUUCCUCAUUCCGUUCGUGGAUCGUAUCGCUUAUGUUCAUUCUCUCAAGGAAGAAGCAAUCCCGAUUCCGAAUCAGACUGCGAUUACUAAAGACAACGUUAGUAUCCACAUCGAUGGUGUUCUCUACGUUAAGAUUGUGGAUCCUAUGUUAGCUUCUUAUGGCGUUGAGAGUCCUAUCUAUGCUGUUGUACAGCUGGCUCAGACCACCAUGCGUAGUGAGCUUGGUAAGAUCACGCUUGAUAAGACCUUUGAAGAACGAGACACUCUCAACGAGAAGAUAGUGGAAGCCAUCAAUGUUGCUGCAAGAGAUUGGGGUCUUCAGUGCCUUCGUUAUGAGAUAAGGGAUAUUAUGCCCCCUCAUGGAGUGAGAGCUGCUAUGGAAAUGCAAGCUGAAGCUGAGCGUAAAAAGAGAGCCCAGAUUCUUGAGUCUGAAGGAGAAAGGCAAUCCCAUAUCAAUAUUGCUGAUGGUAAGAAAAGUUCUGUAAUCUUGGCAUCUGAAGCAGCAAAGAUGGACCAGGUGAAUCGAGCACAAGGUGAGGCAGAAGCAAUACUAGCUAGAGCACAAGCAACUGCGAGAGGCCUGGUCUUGUUAUCUCAGUCCCUCAAGGAAACUGGGGGAGUAGAGGCGGCGAGUUUGAGAGUUGCAGAGCAAUACAUUACAGCCUUCGGUAACAUUGCCAAAGAGGGUACGACAAUGUUGCUUCCAAGUACUGCUUCAAAUCCUGCUAGCAUGAUUGCUCAAGCUUUAACAAUGUACAAAAGCCUUGUCAUCAAUGGUCCAAGCAAAGAUCACCAAGAAACACAAGCACUUGAUGAAACAGACUUGGAAGAGUUGGAAGACAUGGGUGAGAAACAUAUAUCAGAAAGCUCUAAUAACCGAUCAGGCUCAACAUCCUUUGACACAGAGAAACCAGGUCACACCGGUGAACCACGAUUUUCUCUUCAGGACCGCAACAAGGAUCCGCGGUAGGCUGCCGAACCUGGGAUGAGAUAAAUUCUUUGGGCUUGAGGAAACUGGAAACCAUUUUUCAUCUUUCAAUAUGAGACAGUAACCAUCGUUCCCGUUUGAAUGGCUAGAAUAUCAUCACUUUGCAUAUAGAAAACAAAUCUGAACAUCGGUUCUCCGAGAAGAGUUUUCCUAGUACUGGAUUUGUUAUGAACAUGGUCCUUGUGUUCUUUAUUCACCUUUAUUCCCAAUGCAUUGCUUAUACAUGUAUCUGUUAUUAUUCGGUUCGGUUGCAGUAUGGCAAUAUAAUAAUUGAGGAGCU
This is a messenger RNA of Arabidopsis arenosa, 1642 nucleotides long. The record is from the annotation of a GenBank genome assembly. NCBI's taxonomy places the organism in Eukaryota, Viridiplantae, Streptophyta, Magnoliopsida, Brassicales, Brassicaceae.